AUGAACUCUUUAAAAAAAAAAAAGCAAAAUAUUCUUUGGGGAAAAAAAUGGAGAAAUCUAAUGCAACAAAAAGCGAUAAAAGAUGAAAUGAACAAGCAACUGAAAGUGUCUCUAGAAAAACAAAAACAGGAAGAAGAGGAAAAAGAAUGCACCUUUAAGCCACAAACAUUAUGGAAUCAAAGUUUUAAAAAAACAAUUUCAUUUGUUGAUGAAUUUUUUGUUAAAUUGAAGCCAUAUAUUGAGCAACAACAAAUGUAUUUAAAUCACCUAAAGGAACUCGAGGUUGAUGAUCAAAUAUUUGCCGAGAAAAUUAAGGAGGAACUAAGAUUGAUGUUGUCAAAAGCAAUCGAUAAAGAAAUAAUGGAAACCAUAAUUGAAGGAUAUAAAGGUAUUAGGACUAGAGGAAUGAAUAAAAUGAAAAGAGAAAAAUUAGAUAUACUAUCAAAAAUGAUAAAACUUGAAAGGGAGUAUAAUUGUUUUAUGGCUAAAGAAAAUGUAGAUAAAAAAGAUUUAGAGGAAUGUGGAUUUGAUUGUGAUUUAGCAGCAAAGCUAAGAAAUGAUAUACUUAAGGAUUCAUUAUGUCCAAAUUCUUUGAGAGAUUUUGCAAAAAUCAGACAAGAAAUUAAUAAAGUAUUAGAAGAAGAAUUACGAAUAAGAGAAAAUGAAAAAGAAUUUGUAGAGGAAGAUGCUCAUUCUAAUGAGCAAAUAUCUUCAUAUGUAGAAAAAAAUGAAAUAUUAUCUGAUAACGAAGAAUUAAAUAAUUCGGUAACAAUUUCAAAUAAUGACAUUGCUGGUCAGGUAGUGGAAAAUCGAAAUACCAUUCAUGAUGAUACAAACAACAUAAAUGGGCAUAAACAAAAUAAUUACAAUUUUAUAAAUGCAAAUACUGAAAUCGGAAUAAAUGACAAGCAAAAUAACAAUACGGUUUAUAUGACUGGUGAAUAUUUUUUAAAUCGAAAAGAAGAAAAAAUAAUUAAUAAUUUGCAAACUGAAUAUAUAAAUGGGUAUAAUAACAUUAACCGUUCAGAAAAUGGACAUAACAAUAUUAACCGUUCAGAAAAUGGACACAACAAUAUUAACCGUUCAGAAAACGGGCAUAACAAUAUUAACCGUUCAGAAAAUGGACACAACAAUAUUAACCGUUCAGAAAACGGGCAUAACAAUAUUAACCGUUCAGAAAAUGAGCAUGCGCAAAUAUAUUAUAAAAACAAUGCACAUAACAUUCCAUACCUAUCCAACAAUAAUCUUAUCAAUAAUGAAAGAAAAGAAAUAAAACGGGAAAAUGGAAAUACCAAUAUUAUGAACAGUUCAGGCAACAUGAAGAUUCAAAAUAAUGAUUGGAAUAAAAAUUCGGGAAUACAUACAAAAAAUGUUUAUCUUAAUGAAAAUUAUAUGAACAUGUUAAAUAUACAAAAUGGGAAUGAAUAUGUUUCCUCUUUGAAAAGAGAUCCAAAUUCAAUGAAUGUUUUUAUAACAAAAAAUAAUGGUAGAAAUAAUAAAAGCCAAAAUUACCUAAACGGUGCAGGUAAUAGUAACUUUGGACAAGCCAAUGAACUAAAAUAUGGAAAUAAAUAUUCAGGAUAUACAAAUGAAAAAGAAAAAUAUGUAAAAACAAAUAGUAACACAAAUCAGUUGCAAAAAAAUAAAUUUAUGAAUAAAAAUUAUAAUCCAGUCUCAUUCAAUUUUAAUCAAUAUACAAAUAAUACCCAAAAUAAAAAUAUGAUAAAAAAUAAACAAAUAUAUAUACCCCAAAAUAUAAAUAAAGAAAAUGAUAUAUUUAUAAAUGAUAGUAAAUUAAAAUAUCCAAAUAGUCUUAAUAAUAAUAAUGUGUAUGCUCAAGAAAAUGCACAAUUUAAAAAUACACGAUAUAUAGACAAAAAUCUGUAUAGUAUUAAAAAUAUUAACAAGUUUUACGAUUUUUAUAAUGAAAAGGUUACUAACAUUAAAGGAGUCAGUACAAACAUUCCAACCUCUGAUAAAAUAAUGUAUGGUCUAGAUACAUAUUAUACAAAUAUGAAUCCAAAAAAUAAAGUAAUGCUGCCCAAUUUGAGUGAAAAUACUAGUUUACCAGGUAAUGGAUAUUUCAGAACAAAUGAAGGGAAUAUUAAAAAACAAACAAUAUUUCCAAACUUUCAUUACAAAAAUAAUUAA
Messenger RNA from Plasmodium vinckei vinckei, 2151 nucleotides. Its product is annotated as conserved Plasmodium protein, unknown function. NCBI's taxonomy places the organism in Eukaryota, Apicomplexa, Aconoidasida, Haemosporida, Plasmodiidae. Bases 1 to 2151 code for a protein of 716 amino acids. The record is from RefSeq and is a predicted model, not a curated record. The transcript is spliced from 6 exons.